AUGACCCAAAGCGACGCAGCUUCUCUUCAUAGUCAAACAAGUACCAAGAGCUCACGCUCAUUCCUCUCUUUUCUGUCGCGAGAGAGUCAGUCAAACAAAGGUGCAUGGAGUACUCUCAGACAAUGGUCGCCGCACAAACCAGCCGCUUAUUCAAAACUCAAGCGCCUCUUUGUUUCGUCUGGCAACACUGAGGACUCUCCAACCCUCAAUAGUCGCCCUGUCUCCCUUGAUUCGGCCUCUACUUCUAGAACAUACCCAACUCCAGGCAUUCCAAGUAUUCUAUGGAACCGAGGGGAUGAAUCUGAAGAAGCUAUAGCCGAGCUCAACAACCGGCGUCAUCAGCGAAGACUCUAUCUUAUACGUGCUCAGAAAUGCCGGCCUUCUCGUUUCCACACACACAAUAAUGACAGCGAUAUCGACGACAUUGAAGAGCAGCCACGGGUGACUUUUGACAAUAUAUCUCAGCACCACAGCAAUUCUUCUUCUUCCUCUUCUACUCUAACCAACCCUGAUGUAAUGGUCGAAAAUAAUGAGUUAAAAGACAUGGAUCACAAAGUCACCUUUGUCAUACCAAGCCCGGUGCCUCGAUUCCGGAAUGUACCACCCCUCCCGCCCUCUUCACCACCUUAUAUGACCGUCGAUACGAUCCCUAUCCCGCCAGAAAUGGCUAAAGUGGAAAGAAGAAAAAGUCUUGUUCGUCGGAUAGACACAACCCAGGCAGAGCCCACGAUAUACACCCCAGCCAUACCACAGCAUGUUGAACCAUCAGUCGAAGAGGGUGAAGAAGCUAGCUCACCUCCCUCAAAUGAUAGUCUAAAUAAUAGUCCUCUUCUAUUCCCAUUACCUUGCUUCCGUGGUCAGUCGAUCACGUUAGGAUUAAACAAUACCCACCCAGAUCAUUACAUAUUAAUUUUCAAGUUCCUUACUGGCAAUAACAGUACUCGACCGUCCGUUCGACAUUCAAUAGCUACGAUCCCCAUGGUUCUGAAACGAUCCUCAGAAGCCCCCAGUCCACGAGAUAUCCAAGCUGAGCGUUACUUUAUCAAGCCAAGCGCAGGCAUGAUCAGAACUGGUGCUCGAUUUCCCAUCACACUGUUUCUUAAUAAUCCACCUGGGAUUUCUCAGGGAGAUGUCUUGAAAGAUAAAAUUCUUGUGAGGUGGGCAAUGAUUCAAAAAAACACAAAAGUCGCUGCAUGGGCUCUUGAGCUUCCAGAAGAAUCACGCCGGAAGUGGUUGGAGAUGUUGAUCCAGCAAUGGCCUGAUCAAAUUGUUGUCAGAGAGACUAAAAUCUAUAUUCAAUUCAAAUAA
Molecule: messenger RNA, 1308 nt
Organism: Phycomyces blakesleeanus NRRL 1555(-)
Lineage: Eukaryota; Fungi; Mucoromycota; Mucoromycetes; Mucorales; Phycomycetaceae
Exons: 1
Coding region: 1-1308 (435 amino acids)
Source: RefSeq, a predicted model, not a curated record